AAUACUCAUUUUAGACCAUGAGCAAAAAACCCGUUUGCUGUUGUUCUGUUUUCAUGGGUGCAGUUGUUUACCAUGUCGGUUUAACUGUGAGAUAAAAACACAAAGUGAGCUUGUGUCAGUAUUUUGUCUUAGAAUGAAUAACUCAGUAACUUCUGCUACUUAUAUUCGGAGCCUCAGUUACAGUUUACGUCGCAGGUUGUCCGACUUUUUAGACCCUCAAGACAGGUGGAAAGAUGUUAUUACCUCGAUACGGAAGCCGAGUGGUGAGUUGAGGUACUCUCUGCUCCAUAUGAAGAGGUUUGAAGGCCUUGUUGCUCAGGGUAAGAGUCCCACAGUGGAGCUGCUUGUUGACUGGGGGACCAGUAACAGCACAGUGGGUGAACUGGUGGACAUUUUGAAGAGUCACAAGUUAUUUGCUGCUGCAAGUGUCCUGCUACCUGAGGGAAAUGCCGUAUCACAAGAGACACAGCAGGCCUCUCCAAAUGUGGAAACAUACGACAUGCUUUCAACUAGACCACUGGAAGAGACGGAGACACGACCCCCACCGGACAUCACUGUUCUGCUGCCACAGGCUCCUCUGGAGAGCAGUGGGCCAGACAACACAGUAGGAUUCUCCAGUUUCUUGUACAAUGAGCUGAUGAGGAUUACAGGCAACUUUGAUGACCGCCCCAUAUCAGACGGCGGCCGCAGACUGGGAGAGGGAGGCUUUGGCACCGUGUACAAAGGUCUCCUUAAUGACAAACCUGUUGCAGUGAAAAAGCUCAAUCCAAUGGAGGACAUCUCCCUGGACGAGCUGCGAGUGCAGUUCAACCAAGAGAUCCAGACUCUGCAAGUGUUGAAACAUGACAACUUGGUUGACAUGGUUGGAUUUUCCUGUGAUGGACAGCACCCCUGUUUGGUGUACGCCCUUAUGGUCAACGGUUCUUUGCUAGACCGACUAGCUUGCUUGGAGGGAAGUCCUCCGCUGUCAUGGCGACAGAGAUCCCUGAUAGCUGAAGGGACAGCCAAUGGCUUGGAGUAUCUGCACAGCAACCAUCAUAUCCACAGAGAUGUUAAAAGUGCAAAUAUCUUGUUAGAUGAAAAAUUUGUAUCAAAGAUCUCAGACUUUGGGCUGACGAGGGCGUCGGCCAAGCGGACGUCAACAACCAUGAUGACGGAGAGGAUUGUGGGUACCCGUGCGUACAUGGCACCAGAGGCGCUCAGAGGAGAGAUCACACCGAGAUCCGAUGUCUUCAGCUUUGGAGUGGUGUUGUUGGAAAUAUUGUCUGGACUCCCGCCAGCCGAUGAAAACCGGGAGCCACAGUUUCUGAUGGAGAUGAGGUAUGAUAUAGAUGAUGAAGACGAGGAGCUGACGUUUGAAGACUUCCUGGACAAAAAGAUGAGAGACUGGGAGCUGAGCCAGGUGGAGAGUGUCUACUCUUUGGCCUGUAACUGCCUCCACGACAGGAAAAACAGACGGCCGGUCAUCAAACAGGUCCUGUUGGAGCUUAAAGGAGUCGUCAAAAGUAUUUCCCUGGAUUUUAAGGAAUAGGAGUGAAUCAAAGCAUCCCAGAGAAGAAUUCUGACCCUGCUUUAGUCACGGUGCACACACUGACAAAUUCUAAUUUAAAAGUAUUAAAUAAAGUAUUUUCUUGCAUCAAUAUGUAUUUUUUUAAGUUUAUUUUUAAUGAGGAAUUCACCUUAGUAUUACAGUUUUUCUACAGCAUUUUCUGAGGCUAUUAUGUCAGGUUUGAAAAGACUGAAGGCAACUAUUCUGGUUACUUUUUGUCAUGUAUUUAUUGUCAAAUAAUAAAAUGAAU
Anoplopoma fimbria (sablefish) is the source of this 1799-nucleotide messenger RNA. RefSeq names its product interleukin-1 receptor-associated kinase 4 (gene irak4). Gene Ontology annotation, molecular function: ATP binding; magnesium ion binding; protein serine/threonine kinase activity. The coding region runs from base 134 to 1531 and encodes 465 amino acids. The transcript is spliced from 11 exons. The record is from RefSeq and is a predicted model, not a curated record. NCBI's taxonomy places the organism in Eukaryota, Metazoa, Chordata, Actinopteri, Perciformes, Anoplopomatidae. Gene Ontology annotation, biological process: protein phosphorylation; signal transduction.